AUGGCCAGUCUGACUGAUUUUGUCGAUUUCUCCCCCCGGUCCCUGGCGUUGUCCGCGGCGACGAUCGCGUUCAAUCCGAUUUUCUGGAACAUCAUUGCCCGCGCAGAGUACAACAACCACAUCUUGACGCGCAUCUUCGGUGGCCCCUACAAAGGAUGCUACUUCCUGGCCUUUGUCAUCUUCUCUCUUGGCAUUCUGCGUGAUCAUUUCUACCAGGUUGCUCUCGAUGAGCAACCCUUCUACGCGCCGGUGCACCAGCCCCUCGUUGGCGGUGUCCUGUUCGCCGUCGGUUCGGUCCUCGUGCUGUCCAGCAUGUGGGCUCUGGGUGUGACCGGCACCUAUCUCGGUGACUACUUUGGUAUCCUCAUGGAUGCCCCCGUUACCGGUUUCCCGUUCAACGUCACUGGCUCGCCUAUGUACUGGGGUAGCACCCUGAACUUCCUCGGCGUUGCCCUGUACAAGGGCAAGGUUGCCGGUCUCCUUCUGACCGCUCAGGUCUUUGUGCUGUACUGGUUCGCCCUGAAGUGGGAGGACCCCUUCACCGCCGAGAUCUAUGCCAAGCGUGAGCGUGAGCGUGCCAAGAAGUCUGGCGGCAAGAAGCAGUAA
Penicillium cataractarum is the source of this 606-nucleotide messenger RNA. Its product is annotated as bifunctional phosphatidyl-N-methylethanolamine N-methyltransferase/phosphatidyl-N-dimethylethanolamine N-methyltransferase. Gene Ontology annotation, molecular function: S-adenosylmethionine-dependent methyltransferase activity. The record is from RefSeq and is a predicted model, not a curated record. Lineage: Eukaryota; Fungi; Ascomycota; Eurotiomycetes; Eurotiales; Aspergillaceae. The transcript has 5 exons. Bases 1 to 606 code for a protein of 201 amino acids. Gene Ontology annotation, biological process: phosphatidylcholine biosynthetic process.